This is a messenger RNA of Leptopilina boulardi, 921 nucleotides long. It is a transcript of the gene RNASEK, whose product is annotated as ribonuclease kappa. NCBI's taxonomy places the organism in Eukaryota, Metazoa, Arthropoda, Insecta, Hymenoptera, Figitidae. Gene Ontology annotation, molecular function: RNA endonuclease activity. Bases 155 to 448 code for a protein of 97 amino acids. The transcript has 2 exons. The record is from RefSeq and is a predicted model, not a curated record.
UGACGUUUGGUAAUCAAUUUUCAGUCGUUUGCGAUCAUAUGACUACUCGUGUUUUGGGCGUACUUAAUUGUAACGUGAUUUUUUUCUUGUGAAAAAGUGAAUUUUUAUUUUAAUUUUAUAAUUCCUUAAAAAAUAAACACAUUUUUUAAUCAAAAUGAAAGUCUGUGGACCAAAAUACGCACUCUGUGGAGUUAUAAUUUCAGCAUGGGGUGUCAUUCAACUGGCAUUAAUGGGAAUAUUCUUUUAUUGUAAGAGUGUUGCAUUAAUUGAGGAUCUUCCACUUGAAGGAAAAACAUUUGAUGAUGUUGGAGACUUUUAUUUUAAAGUUAAUAAGGGCUUUCAAGCAAAUGCUGUUAAUUGUUGGAUUGCAGCGAUUCUUUAUGUCAUUACUUUAGGAUUCUCUGGUUAUCAAUUUUAUCUUAAUUCACGUUCAUCGCUUAGUGUUUAAUAAUUAAUUCUAAAACAAUGAAGAUAUUCCACAAUUUUUUUUUUUUAAAUAUUAAAUCAAUUUUGAAUUAUAUCUGACUUGCAGACAAUUAGAUGGAAUGAAAAUUAUCCAUUUAAGAAUACUUGUUUUGUUUUUUUUCUCUAUUUAUUGUCAGAUUUCCCUGUUUAUGAAAAGUUGAACAUUAUAAUAUGAAAAAUGCUUGUAAACAAAUUUCAAUUUCCAAUUAAUUGUAAUUAUUAUAUUGUAAAUUAUAGAUAUAUAAUUUUAAAAAUGUUAAUAGAGUCUAUAUAUGUGUAAUGUAAUGAUAAUUGAAUUUAAUGUAAUUAUUAAUUUACAACUAGAUGUAAACAAGAAUUAAUAGUUAAAAAUCAUUUAGAAAAUAUGGUUGAAGAGAAUAAUUAUUGUGAAUGAAAAGUAUGAAUGUUAAAAAAAAGUAUGCAUUAUUAUUGAGAAAUAAAGAUUGUUCUUUUAAA